Bombus terrestris (buff-tailed bumblebee) is the source of this 892-nucleotide messenger RNA. RefSeq lists its product as uncharacterized. Bases 1 to 348 code for a protein of 115 amino acids. NCBI's taxonomy places the organism in Eukaryota, Metazoa, Arthropoda, Insecta, Hymenoptera, Apidae. The record is from RefSeq and is a predicted model, not a curated record. The transcript is spliced from 3 exons.
AUGGCUGGACUGUAUGAACGUCGAGCUACCAGUGGUGGGUACACUGGGUACGAAGAAGGGCCGAAAAUACUAUCAACGAUUCGUGUCGCUGACGUUCGUUCACGAUCACAGGGCACCCUUUGCAAGUUCACGCAAGAGGUUCGCGUUGUCUCAGAGAGACCGCUACGCCGCCCACGUCGUCGCCGAUUACCGGGAGGUAUACGUGAAAGGCGGCACGGACGCAAAUCCUGCAAUACGGUAGUCAGUAGGCGGUAUGGCCUACCAACAGGCGCAUACAGGUAUACGCAAGCUCUUUGUCGGACGGAGGUGGAGUACGGGUUAUAUUGGCGCCACCUCCUGCACGGUUAAGCGAGCGACUAGGGCAGACUUACGCCUUACGCCUCUCUCUCUCCCUCUCUCUUUUCCCCUUUCUCCAGCUCUCUGACUAUUCGUAUCUCGUUCUCCCUCGUUGGUUUGCCCCUCGACACCUCUCGCUCGCUCGAAUGCUCGCUUACUCCGGUCUGUUCCGUUCUGUUCUCUGCUCUUCUCUCCUCUCUCUCCCCUCUUUCGGCGGCUUGCUCGCUCGCUCGCGCGCUCUGCCCUCUCGUCCCUCUCCGCUGAUGCUGCAACUCCGGCUCGGCUAACCCAACCUAACCCGCGGGCCAACUUCAUUCCACGCCGACUGACCACCACCGACGGCCGUCGUCGUCCUCGACGCCGUCGUCGUCGUCAUAGAACGCGGGUCACGCGACACGCCGUGUCGACGGUUACCGUGUGUUCGUGCGUUCUCCGUUCGGUUUUUUCGCGCGUCGUCCGUCUACGACUACCUCGAACUGCUAUACGUAUCCCGGUUCACGAGUGACAGAGUUCCGGCUGCGGAGACAGCCAUCGUGAGAGGGAGAAAGAAGGAACA